Messenger RNA from Lolium perenne, 719 nucleotides. RefSeq lists its product as uncharacterized. Gene Ontology annotation, molecular function: protein binding. The record is from RefSeq and is a predicted model, not a curated record. NCBI's taxonomy places the organism in Eukaryota, Viridiplantae, Streptophyta, Magnoliopsida, Poales, Poaceae.
CUCGCACAUUCUAAAUCGGGUUCGGGUCCGUCCGUGCGUUUGGAUCCGGGGGAGAGAGACAGAAGAGAAGAGAAGAGAAAGGCGACCGCGGCGACGAGGCCCGCUCUUCAUCCUCCAGCGAUCGCCUCCGGAACAGCCGCCGCGCGCCAGGAAGAACCGGCAUCUUCCUCUAUGCAGGCAAUGUAUAUCCGAGUGAAGCGAAACAAGACGACCUACUUCAUACAAUUUGAUCCAACUGAGACAACUUUAAGCAUUAAACAAAAAUUGCAUUCAAUAAUUGAUCAGCCUCCCAGUAAUCAACGACUGAUCUUGUCGGCAACACAUGAUGUACUGGAUGACUCAAAGACGUUGGCAAAUCAGAAGGUUGAAAAUGAUGCUGUUGUUGCAUUAACACUGAGACAAGAUGAUAAUCAGUUCGAGGAUGUUUACAUCGCAGCGCCGGAAGACUCGCCAUCAUGAUUUAGACUCUUGGGCCUUCUGUACUAUAUUAUGAUGUUUGCAAGGACCUCUUCUUUUUCACUUUGUGAAUCGUGUAUCUUGUAUCCUGUUGGGUUUGUAGAAUCUUGUUAAGGAUGCCGGGCAACGAUUAUGUAUUCCAUUAAGCCUUGAUUUUAUCGCCUAACCGAUGUUCCUGCCUACUUGAUUUAUUUGUCUCGUGUUCUCACUAGAGCACAAUGUUGGGCAGGAUGAUGAGAUGAAUUAAUUGAUUUUGAUGGACC